Molecule: messenger RNA, 432 nt
Organism: Closterium sp. NIES-65
Lineage: Eukaryota; Viridiplantae; Streptophyta; Zygnematophyceae; Desmidiales; Closteriaceae
Source: the annotation of a GenBank genome assembly
AUGACUCGAGAGCUCGCUACUAUCAUCACAGCAGCUGCCGCUCUUGCCGGGACCGGUCUGGGCCUGCUUUUAUCGCGUACAUUGCUGAAGCCUAGAAUAGGGAAAUCGACGGUGAAGCACGUAUUCCUGGCAAAAUUUAAGGCGGAUCAGACGCCUGAGCAAAUCCAGGAGCUGAUCGAGGGAUACAAAGGGCUCACCAAGAAAAUUCCGGCCAUGAAGGGAUUCGAGUGGGGCGCGGACGUGAGUGUGGAGGGCUUCACCAAGGGGUACACGCACGUGUUCAUCACUACCUUUGACGACACGGCGGGGCGCGAUGCGUAUGUGGAGCACCCGGAGCACAAGGCGUAUGCAGGGGUGUUCUUCCAGGGGCUGGAGGACGGCAUUGUGCUCGACUAUGUGCCCUCCGUUGUCCUCUCCCGCUUCUACUCCUGA